Molecule: messenger RNA, 2832 nt
Organism: Endocarpon pusillum Z07020
Lineage: Eukaryota; Fungi; Ascomycota; Eurotiomycetes; Verrucariales; Verrucariaceae
Exons: 4
Coding region: 1-2832 (943 amino acids)
Molecular function (GO): protein binding
Source: RefSeq, a predicted model, not a curated record
AUGACAGGCUUAUUCGCAUACCAAGGGACAGAUGGAUGGCAGCCUCCAGAGGUGGCAAUUGAGGAUGCUAUCCAGAAAGAUGCAUUUGCUCCUCAUCUUCUGCCAAAAAGUGACAGCUUCGUUUUUGGUCUGCUAGCACUUUCCAUAUUCUUGAAAGAUGGAGACUGCCUGUUCGCGUUGCCACCACAAAACUUCCCCCUGGAAGCUUCCAGGCUCAUCGACAGCAAUACAGAUGCGUCUCUGGACCGUACUAUGAAGCAGAUGCUCAAAAAACUGUGUUAUACAUUGCUUGCUCACUCGCCACAGGGUCGUGCAAACGUCAAUUUUCAGUUGCUUCAGUGCGAGAGCGUUAGCUUUGCCGACUGGUUUUGCGUCAAAAGUUCUAGAGUCAAACGCACAAACCCUGGGAAGAAAGUGAUAGAUGGCUUCUAUAACUACUGGUCCAAACUAGAACUUGCUAUCCUUAGUCAACUCGAAAGGCAAUAUGACGAGCUCCUCGCCAAUGCUAACAAUCCGAUGUAUAGUGGGGAGACUUUGCUCGGUAUGGCAAUCGCUCAUUCACAUAAGCCAGGUCCAGGCUAUGGUGACAAGGUCGUGAAAUUUGUAAGGGCGGCAGCAGAGCUUGGCCAUGUACCUGCUCAAGGUAUAAUCAAAAGACUCCAAGAUGCUCACGGCCAAGUCAGUAGUAAACAUGAAAAUCGAGAUGAGCUGAGAAACUGGCUUUUCAAUGCAGCUUCCACGGGCUCUUACAUCGCGUUGCAAGAUUUGCGUGCCGAAGAUAAAGGGUUGUUCGAAGCAGCGAAAAAUUCAUUUCGCAAGAAUGGCGGUUAUAACCGGGAGAUGGCAGAGACAGCAAGGACAAAACUCAUGUUGUUACGCGAGAACUUCCAGAAGUACUGCGACUCUCAUGACAUACGACUAGCGGUUGACCUUCAAGGCAACACAAUCCUUCAUACCGUUGCCGUGUAUGGCCAAGUCGAACUGAUCAGAUUACUCGUUGCGAAAGGUGCUGCAGUUGAUGCACGCAAUGAAAAUGGCGAAACCCCUCUAUAUCAAGCUUGUUUGGCAGGAAACUCUGCUUCAGCUGAAGCAUUGGUAAGUCUUUCAGCAGACGCUGCCAUUACUUCACACCCACAUAAUAUCUCCUGCAUGCACUGGCUCUUCCAUUUCAACACAAGUGUCAUGGACAGAAUGUUAGAGCUCCUGAAAUCUAAUGGCGCAAACGUGCGAGCUUUAACGUCCCCGAUACUUGAGGGAAAUCGUCAGUGGAAAUCCUGGGCACAUUUCCCUUUCCAUUGGCCACAAGGAUCCCCUUUGCACUGGGCGAGUUUUACAGGCUCAUUUGAAGCCAUCAAAGCCCUUCUUAAAGCUGGUGCUCAUAUUGAUGAUCUCAACGCUGAGGAUGUGACUAAUGCGCAGACCGCUCUCUCAAUGGCAAUGCAUCGUGCGGACCCAACCAUGGUCAGAUUUCUCUUGUCAAAGGGGGCUGAUGCCACGUUUCUUGACAGGAGAGGUUGCAGUCCUGCUCACAUGCUAUCACUUAACGUCUCUGUAACGCAGCAUAUGUUUCACAUGUCGAAAGCAUUGCACUGGUGGGUCUAUCAUGGAACGUUGGAAAAUCAUCUUGCCCAAGUCAAAGAAUCAGCAAAUGCACUCAAGUCUGCUGGCAAUGAUUUGCAAAGCGAAACGCAUCGGCUCGCGGUGAGGUCUCGUGUCUCGCCUCUGAUUGAUGCAGUGAGAUCUGGAGAUGGUGGUGUUGUGCUUGGCCUGCUUGCUGCAGGUGUCUCUCCUAGUUGUGUUGAUGAGGUUGGGAGAAACCCCUUACAUAGCUGGAUAACAUCCUGCGAGAAAACACGAUUGGCGUAUCACACGACAUAUGAAAGGGUAUGCGAAAACCUCCUGGGAGGCAUUGCAGAUGUCAACGCUCGGGACGACUUUGGUCAAGCCAUUGUUCAUAGCGCCAUACUUUCCUCGGACUUUCCAUAUCUCAUGGAGCUUUUCAAGUCGUCCAAAAGGCCAGUGGAUAUUAAUGCUGCUGAUGACACUGGUGAGACCGCUUUGCUUGGAUCUCUUAGACUCAUGUGGGUGGAUGUGGAUGGCAAGUCACUAGCUGGACGGUAUUCGAUUUUGCUCCAGCAACACGGGGCUAACUUGGAUGCUCGAGAUCACAAUGGAUGCGACUUCAUAUGGAACGUCUGUAACAACAAUGCACUUUUCGACGACGAAUGCCUGAGUCUAAUCAAAAGACGCCUCCAUGGCCUUAGCCAUCAGGAGCAGCGUCUAUUGGUCUUAAAAUCAGUCAACAAGAGGAGAGGUAUAACGGCCGUACAUGCGGCUAUACUGAACCAGUACAUAUCUGCCGUCAAGUUUUUCAUCGAUCUGGGUCUUGAUAUCAAUCAGACGUGCAAUGGUUGGAAGGCCUUAGACCGGGCAUUGGUGGCCGGACAAACGAUGCGCUUCGCGCACCUCAAAGGAUGGCUGAUACAUGAAAAGCUUGUGCUCAGAGACAGACUUGAGCCUCGAAGAACGGUGGACUCCCUCUUUGAGGAGACUCACUCUGAGUCAGACAUGGGCACGUACGUAAUCAACGGGAUCAACUUUAAUGCUCGAGAAAAAUAUUUCGCUGCGUCAGAUCUCAUCAAGAUGUUAAUAGCCGCCGGAGGAAAAUCGGAUAGACACUUCAUCGCGACUGUGGGGCAUCAAUGUGGCCCAAGAGAAUAUGAUGCAGAUUUAUUAGAAUCAAUCGAAGCAUCAGCGUUGCAAGGCAUCACUGCCGACAAGCAACCUUUCUACGAUCGCUGGGCAAUACUUUACGAGCUCAUGGACUACUAG